This is a messenger RNA of Branchiostoma floridae (Florida lancelet), 5372 nucleotides long. RefSeq lists its product as uncharacterized. The transcript has 10 exons. The record is from RefSeq and is a predicted model, not a curated record. NCBI's taxonomy places the organism in Eukaryota, Metazoa, Chordata, Leptocardii, Amphioxiformes, Branchiostomatidae. The coding region runs from base 287 to 3838 and encodes 1183 amino acids. Gene Ontology annotation, cellular component: nucleus.
UCUUAAUUUCUGACAUCUUUCCAUCUUGUUAGAAAAUAAUAGAGGCAUUCUUGGACGGUCCCCAAAUGAUGACGUUUUUACCCGCCGUCCGUUUGAAAGUUGACCUUUCACACUUUUCAUUCAACUCAGGGCGCCCCGCUGGACAAACGUUGGCGCUGCUUCUCCGGAGUUUUUACAGGAACAUUAUACGGAAUAUGGAAGACUUGAUGCUACCUUGAUGCCUGAGUGUUUGAGUUGACGAUGGUGGACAUGUUUGGUUCCAUGUGAGCGGACUGAAGAUCCAGCCAUGUCCGGUAGUUCACCCCGGGGACAGGAGCUGUCCCCCUCCCCCCACACCCCGGGUCAGGAGAGGAAGGUCCCUCCCAACCUCACCAUUUAUCCCGCAUCAAGAACCACAGAUCUACCACCCUGUCUGUUCUGUAAGAGGUGUGAGAAUCACCAGGAAAAGUAUGGACAGCUCAUCACAGACAAAGACAGUGGUAUUACUGUCCAUUACUUCUGUCUGCUGUUGUCAUCAGGUAUUCGCCAGGAGGGAGGGGAAGAGGAGGGUAUCUAUGGAUUCAGAGAACAGGAGGUCAUAAAGGAGUAUAGGAGAGGUCUACGACUGAAGUGCAACUUUUGCGAACAGAAAGGUGCAACUAUCGGGUGCUGCACAAAGAAAUGCAGGAUGAUGUUUCACCUGCCAUGUGGGAUGGAGAAUGGAACUCUGCAUCUAUUCUUUGAUGACUUUAAGUCCUACUGUAAGGAGCAUCGUCCUAUGCAGAAGAUUUCGAAGGACAUGAUCCUGGACACUCCUGAGAAGAACCCUGUGUGCCCCAUCUGCAUGUACCAUCUCAAGCCAAAACCAUCUCACAAUGUGAUAAAGACUCCAUGCUGUAAGAGGACAUGGCUGCAUAGGGACUGUGUUCAGCGUCAGGCUUCCAGUGCAGGAAUGUACUUCUUCCGCUGCCCAAUCUGCAACUCCAAGGAGACUUUCCAGCAGGAAAUGUUGAAGAAUGGCAUCUACAUUCCUGAACAAGAUGCAGCCUGGGAGCUGGAGGACAAUGCCUUUGAAGAGCUGCUGCAGCGCUACAACCGCUGUGAUGCUGAGAAAUGUGAAUGUGUUCAGGGCAGGAAUUUCAACAAAGAAUGGGGGAAGUGGCGUAUAGUCCUCUGUGAGGUUUGUGGUUCGUCAGGCAUACACAAGCUUUGUGGCCAACUGAAAAAGGCAAAAUGGAAGUGUAAGGACUGCACUGACAUUCUUGCAAAAGCAAAGGAAGCUGCAAAGGAGAGGAAAAGAAAAGAAAGAGAGGAGCAAAAGAAACAGGCAAAAUUAGCAAAUGACAAGAAAGAGAAUAAGGAUAAGGCAAAACUGAAAGUACGCAAGUCCUCUAAGAAGGGUAGGAAGUUGAUCCUGUCAGGAAGGCCAAUGUCGGAUGAAAGGAGAAUCCUAGGACGCAACUGUCGGGUUGUGUUAACACCUGUCAAUGCCCUGUACACAGAAAACCAAUGUCAGCUUGGUGCAACGUUAUCUCAACCAUCUUCUGACGAAGAGAUCAGUUUCAGUAUUGAACAUAAAGAUCAUAUCCCUGGACACAAGCCUAUCAAUGUGAGGAUGGAGGGAGUAGAGGGAAGCAUGUCCUCAGGUCAGCUGUCAGGUUCUGCUAGUGUUCAAACAUCACCCAAAGGCAGAAUCAGUACCUCAGGUGAGAAGAUGAAAGGCGUACGCAAGAAAAGUUUGAAACGUCGCAAAGUUUCCUGCCCCUGGACAGCAAAAGAAAGGCAGCAAAAGAAAAGUAAGGAAUUGGCCAAGAAAAGGAAGUCCAUCAAUACUUUGCCCAAGACAGAGACUGAUAGCUUACCAUCCCCCCAGUCUCCAGAGAUAGAUAUUUACAAGAGUAGGAAUCGAGCUACCCCAACAAGUAGUGUAAAGCUUGGGCUUUACCUUUCUCCAUCAAGUGACGAUGAUGACAGUAUCCCCCUGGCAAGGCUGGUAUUGAGAGAGAAACUGGCGGAAAGAUCACCAUUUGCUUGUGGCCAAUCUAUUCCUGAAGACUACCAAAACGAACAUAAUGAGACCUCUAAGCCAGGAAUGGCAUGUGCUGUUGGUGAUAGAGAAGAAGCGACAGGUUUUAUUGAUGACGAAGAGGAGCUGCAGAAGCUCAGCACCGAAACCUACAAAGGCAGCCCGGGUCCAUCCCAGAUACACACGCCAAAGCGAUCGCCGAGAUUAUCAGAAGAACCAAACACACCUUGUCCAAGUGUACAUGCACCUGAACUCAAAAGCAUGUUGUUGCGCUCAGGGAGCAGUAUAAAGUCUCACUCAGGAGAGAAACCUUCUAAGGAUGCAGAAGACAUGGAUAUGUCGGAUUUAUCACCUCUAGUGGGGAGAAAUAAAAGAAAGGGAAAUGCAUCUGAAGAAGCUUUAGUACCAAAUGUCAGAAAGCAGACGGCGCGGAAGUCCUGCCAGCCCUACCGUCCUCCGUGCAGGCGAAACUUGCUCGAGUACUCAGGUCACACAGAGAGACAGCCCAGCCCUGAUACACCAGAGGAAUCAUCGUCUGCUAAAGUGAACCCGCCAACAGCAUCUGGUGGCACAGAAGGCCCCUGCGACUCACCUAGUGGAGAUAGCACAGCGACAGAUGUUAUCCAAUCCAAGUCACUUCAACCUGACCUGCUAGAUAUACCAGAGUGUCUGAACAUAGAGAAAGACCCUUGCCAGCCUUCACAUCAGGUAGAUUGCAACAUCAGCAGGGAUACUGAGAUGCCAAACAUUAAUCCCCAUGUGGUGGUUACAGCUGUUUGCAACUCUCCCAACAGCUCUCAGUCUUCAGAUACUGCUUCUACUUCAGAAAGUUCCUCUUGCCUUGCCUGCCUGAUAGCUGCAAGGAGGCGGACCAUGGGUCCUGUGUUUAUUGACUUAACAGAAAACGCAAGCAGCGUGGCAUCACAACAAGACCUGACCAGGCCCAGCUCCCCGAGCACAAUAACUUUGAGUAGCAGUGGUGAAACUGAUAGUGAACUAGAGGUAGAGUUUGUGGCAGAAACACCACAAGCCAAGAACACCAACAGUACAUGUCUGCCAGGAAUACCAACACGUAGCAGGUUUGGUUCUGACAAUAGUGAUAUCACAGCAGAGGGUCCAGCAAAGAACAAUAACUUUGUAAAAAACCAAGGAGAGAGAGGCAGGGAAAGGUUAAAAAGUAACGAUGGUCCCUCAAAUGUAAGUAAAACUGGUGCAAAGUCAAAAAGUGUGGGUCUUAAGGUGAAAAGGAGGUCAGGUGGAAAGGAUCAGAGAAGUAAAAGUAUGGGAGACAUGGGUAGGGUAAGGCACAAGUCUGGCAACAAAACUACAAGUGGCGACAAAACUAAGAGCCUUAAAGUAUCUAGAAAAGGUAGAGUGCGGAAAUUGAAACAGCUUAGGAUCAAAUGGCCUGAUCCCUUUUCCCUCCAGUUCAGAAGCACUGAAACCUGCUUUGAAUCGGAGGACGGGGAUGUACAAGGUGUGACCAUGCACGUCCAGGUUAAGGCUUCCCCCAAGUGCCUCAGUGAAGGCCAAGGUGGACAGAAGAGGAAAAGAAGCAGCUCUCUGACGGGUGGUGAAGUGGAUGUUCCCUCUAUCAGUGUCAAAGUUACCACCACCACCCCUUCCAGAAAGAGAUGGUCGUCUCCUGUGAGGUGUGAAACUGAAACAGACAGAGCUGCAGAAGAUGAAGGGGCAGUUGUGGGGUCAGGUCUGAGGAUGACGACAAGGCAAACACCACUGAAACCUGCAGGGAGCACUGUCAGAAAUCAAGAUAGCACCUCCCCGAGGACACCCUCUAGAUUGUCAAAACGGAAUAGAGUUUUAGAAGAUUAGUUUGAAUAUUAGUACAUUUACAGUAGUCAUGAUUUUGACAUAUAAGUGCCUCGCAUUGUCCAUUUUGUGUAGAAUGAAAUCAAUGAAGGACACAAUUGUGGAAAGUAUUUGUUGCUGUUGCCUGUAAAUUUCUGCAGAACUUCAGCGAUAAACAUUUCUUACUACAGGUACAUGUAAUACUUUAUUUCUCUUCACUUUGAAGUUUGUGACAAUAUGACAUGAAUGACAGAUACCUUUUUUUAUGAACCAUGAAUAUUUUUGGAAUAUAGGCAAAUUUAAGCAAUUUUAGGGCAAUUAAUUCAAUAUGUCUAACAGAUUGAAAGCUGUUGGUUAAAUUUUUAUCAUUUGAUUUUCUAUUACUAUUUAACAAUAUUGAAGUUGAAGGGACACAUAUAAGACAAGUUGUGCGUGUUGAAAUAUUGUGUGUAGUAGUUGACUAUAAGAAUAGAUUAUCCUAGACACACUAAUGCCUCUUAUUGUACAUAUUAUCCUAGAUUUUUUUGUUGUGUAGAGCCCUUACGACCGCUGUGGUCAUGGGUCGUGAAUGAGUGAGUAUAGUAUUGCUUCAGCUUCAAGUGAUGUAUAUCAAUAAUAAUGUGUAGUGUAGAGCCUUUUUUUGAACUAAUUCUGUAGUGAUGGGUAAGCAUUGUCUACACAACUAUCCUUUGUUAUUCAUCAGCUGUGAUAAUUGACUGUGCCUUGUGUAUUGCCCUGUCUGACUAGGCGCUGCAUAACUACCAUUGUGAUCCUUGUGUGUGGGCAUGAGCAAGCUUGUUCACAUGCAACAGCAGAUCACGACCCUAUCAUGGAAGUUACAUUUCACCUCUGAAGGUUCUCCCAUGUACCCAUAACUCUUUGAGCUCCAAUUGACCAAAGAAUUGUUUGUUCAGUUGUGAAAUUGGAUUGUACUACUGCAGUACAAUCUGUGAUAGGUCAAGCCUUUAUGUGGAGCACCUGAAAUAAUGUGUAUGUAUCAGAUUUGUAUACAGAAUGUAUUUUUCCAAACUAUUCAGAAAUAAUUAGUUUGAAACAUGUAGAUUUUACAUCCUAGGGUGCAUGUACUUGUGAAUACUGUAGGUAUGCCAGUGACUUUUCCUUGUCAUGUCCAACAGAGAGAAGGAAUGGAUCAAAUGCUCUUUGUAUUUUGAAUAUAGAGAAAGUAAUCACUAUACUAUGUAUAAGUGGACUUUCUACUCUUGUAUGGUGCCUGUGUCACAAGGAAGAUUUAUGAUGUAAUAUGAUAGGGAGAAAUUCAGGCUUGUAGCACUGCCAAUUUUGUAUGGUAGCAAGUUGCUUCAUUUGGGAAAUAGUAACAUCCAUGCACCCCAAUAAAGCUGCAAAAUAUAAGUCCUAGAUUUUGUUACCAUUCAUUUGUCCAUAGAGAUAUGGGGAAUACAGCCAUGCUGUUAGCUGGCCACCUGUUAUUUCCAAGCUACUUCAGUUUUAUUAUUUCACCUUUUAAUCAUAUAUAAAUCUAUCUCAAAGUCAAUGUCUCACUUUUUUGCCAUAAAUAAAGUACAUUUAUUUACAAUUA